Messenger RNA from Myripristis murdjan (pinecone soldierfish), 1755 nucleotides. It is a transcript of the gene thoc3, whose product is annotated as THO complex 3. Lineage: Eukaryota; Metazoa; Chordata; Actinopteri; Holocentriformes; Holocentridae. Gene Ontology annotation, biological process: mRNA export from nucleus. Bases 163 to 1230 code for a protein of 355 amino acids. Gene Ontology annotation, molecular function: protein binding. The record is from RefSeq and is a predicted model, not a curated record. The transcript is spliced from 6 exons. Gene Ontology annotation, cellular component: THO complex part of transcription export complex.
CUCACAGCUUGCCGUAGAAAACGCGCAUGCCUACGAGUGGCUGCUGGAGUUGCCAGGUUAGCUACACAUCUUAGUUUGCGGUGUUAUUUCAGUUCCAUCGGCGUUUAAUGAAUAUCAGCUAAUAAACUUGACGAGAAGAUUUCGUUAAUAACUAAAAAAAACAUGUAUAAUACGCAUUCUGGUAAUUUAAUCGGAAACACGCCUCACAGCAAACCGGCGUCAUCCAAUUUGGCAACCCCGAAAGAGUUGAUGUCUUUCAAGAUGGCGUCGCAGUACUACCAAGAGAUGCAAGAUAGCUUCAAAAAUAACAACAAAAGCAGGGAAUUCCCGGCACACACGGCUAAAGUCCACUCGGUGGCGUGGAGCUGUGACGGCAGGAGACUGGCCUCCGGCUCUUUCGACAAAACAGCCAGCGUUUUUAUCCUGGAAAAGGACCGAUUGGUGAAGGAGAACAACUACAGAGGUCAUGGCGACAGCGUGGACCAGCUGUGUUGGCAUCCGACCAACCCCGAUCUGUUUGUCACAGCGUCCGGGGACAAGACCAUACGCAUCUGGGACGUCCGCACCACCAAAUGCAUCGCCACCGUCAACACAAAAGGCGAGAACAUCAACAUCUGCUGGAGCCCGGACGGCCAGACCAUCGCCGUGGGCAACAAGGACGACGUGGUGACCUUCAUCGACGCCAAGACGCACCGCUCCAAGGCCGAGGAGCAGUUCAAGUUUGAAGUGAACGAAAUCUCCUGGAACAACGACAACGACAUGUUCUUCCUCACCAACGGCAACGGCUGCAUCAAUAUUCUGAGUUACCCCGAGCUGAAGCCCAUCCAGUCCAUCAACGCUCACCCGUCCAACUGCAUCUGCAUCAAGUUCGACCCCACAGGGAAGUACUUCGCCACAGGAAGUGCCGACGCCCUGGUCAGCCUGUGGAACGUCGAGGAGCUGGUCUGUGUCCGCUGCUUCUCCAGGCUGGAUUGGCCAGUGAGGACGCUGAGCUUCAGCCAUGACGGGAAGAUGUUGGCGUCAGCAUCCGAAGAUCAUUUCAUAGACAUCGCAGAGGUUGAAACAGGAGAGAAGCUGUGGGAGGUCCAGUGCGACUCUCCGACCUUCACGGUGGCCUGGCACCCCAAGAGGCCGCUGCUGGCGUACGCCUGCGACGACAAGGAGGGCAAAUAUGACAACAACCGAGAGGCGGGCACUGUCAAACUGUUCGGCCUCCCCAACGACUCCUGAGUGUCGGCGCCGGUGGGAGCUCGGUCGUGUUGCAGCGUUAAAAGUGCUCGUCUUUUCACUGAGAGAAUACCUUAGUGUUAAAGCCAGACAAAGGACGCAUUGUCUGGGGAGAGAAAAAAAAAUGUUGGAUCUGUGUCUUAACACAGACACCAGAGUGCUGUUGCUAAGCAAAGAUGCAGCUGCUCUAUUUUGCGAGUUAGUCGAGCACAAAUUACAGAAAGUGACACGCUCACUUUCAUUGCUGAUUUCCGUGUAAUUCCUCUUUCCAGAUAGCUGGUUCAGGUGUAAUCAGGAUUUGACCUUGUUGUGCAGCAAAUAGACAACAUCACCAUUUACCAUUUUCCACCACUAGGCAGUGCUGCUCUCCAGUUAUAAUGCAGGUUUCCUCACUCUCCUCUUCACUUAGACCCCUUCCCCCCCUUUCUUUUUUUAUGCAGUUAAAAAAAAAAAAGAAACCCGGUGUUGUAAUAUAAUAUUUUGUAAAAUAUGUAUUAAGUUUUGAUAUUAAAAUUGGUCUCUUUCUAA